Molecule: messenger RNA, 1435 nt
Organism: Phragmites australis (common reed)
Lineage: Eukaryota; Viridiplantae; Streptophyta; Magnoliopsida; Poales; Poaceae
Product: peroxidase 1-like
Exons: 2
Coding region: 117-1145 (342 amino acids)
Biological process (GO): hydrogen peroxide catabolic process; response to oxidative stress
Cellular component (GO): plasmodesma; plant-type cell wall
Molecular function (GO): peroxidase activity; heme binding
Source: RefSeq, a predicted model, not a curated record
GUGACCUCCCCAUACCGUCUUCCCACAACAACAAGCCAAGCAGCUUCAGCUCUCUGAUCCAGCUAGCUAUAGCUACUGAGCUCCAGAGUCCGUAGUCGUUAACAUCCGAUCGAUCCAUGGCGAUGGCGUCGAGGCCUCUCAACAACAGCGUCAAAGUGAUGCGGAUGCCGGCAUUGAUCAUAGCCGUUGCUGUGCUCGUCUCGGCGGCUGCCUCUGGCGCCAUGGCUGCAGGGCUGGAGAUGGAAUUCUACAGUAAGACGUGCCCUCAAGUGGAGGAGAUCGUCCGCGAGGAGAUGGUGAAGAUCCUCAAGGUGGCGCCGACGCUCGCCGGCCCCCUUCUCCGCCUGCACUUCCACGACUGCUUCGUCAGGGGCUGCGACGGGUCGGUGCUGCUGGACUCGACGGCGAACAACACGGCGGAGAAGGACGCGACGCCGAACCUGACCCUCCGCGGCUUCGGGUCGGUGCAGCGGAUCAAGGACAAGCUCGAGAAGGCCUGCCCGGGCACCGUCUCCUGCGCCGACAUCCUCGCGCUCAUGGCGCGCGACGCCGUCGUGCUGGCCAGGGGGCCCUCAUGGCCCGUUGCGCUGGGCCGCCGUGAUGGCCGCAUCUCAAUUGCCAACGAGACCAACCAACUGCCCCCGCCCACCUCCAACUUCACCCGCCUCGUCCAGUUGUUCGCCGCCAAGGGCCUCGGCCUCAAGGACCUAGUCGUGCUCUCCGGCGGCCACACGCUCGGCACCGCGCACUGCAACCUCUUCAGCGACCGCCUCUACAACUUCACCGGCUCCAACAACGCCGCCGACGUCGACCCGGCGCUCGACAGGGCGUACCUGGCGCGGCUCAGGUCCAGGUGCCGGAGCCUCGCCGACAACACCACGCUUUCUGAGAUGGACCCCGGCAGCUUCCUCAGCUUCGACGCCAGCUACUACCGGCUGGUGGCCAAGCGCCGGGGCCUCUUCCACUCCGACGCCGAGCUGCUCAGCGACCCCGUCACCAGAGCCUACGUAGAGCGCCAGGCCACCGGGCUCUUCGCCGACGAAUUCUUCCGCGACUUCACCGAAUCCAUGGUCAAGAUGGGCAGCGUCGACGUGCUCACCGGUGCGCAGGGCGAGAUCAGGAAGAAAUGCUACCUCGUCAACUAAUAAUUCGAUCCACUGCGUCGGUUUUUGAUUUAUUUCUUGGUUAAUCGAAUUUGUGUGCGAAUUAAGUUUGAAAGCUUUUGGUUAUUUGCUUUGACCCUGGUCGGGUACAUAAACAUCUACUGGCCGUCCGUCACGCUAUAUAUCUUUAUAUGUAACUGAUGUAGACAGUGAGUGUCCUUCGAUUUCCUUUUUCUUUCUUUUGUGGUGAUCUGUUCAAUUCAUGGUGUCAUACUGUAAUAACGACAUAAUAAAGAUAUAUCAUAUAUUCAUGACUACUUAUUUCUUCUUUA